Molecule: messenger RNA, 1287 nt
Organism: Brassica oleracea var. oleracea
Lineage: Eukaryota; Viridiplantae; Streptophyta; Magnoliopsida; Brassicales; Brassicaceae
Exons: 1
Coding region: 169-1128 (319 amino acids)
Source: RefSeq, a predicted model, not a curated record
CCAAUUGAUGCUUUUUAAAUUAUUUGAUUUGGUCAGCAAAAACGGUCUAAGUUCUCUCUUUCCUCUCGCCUUCGUUGAUCCUUUUUAGUUCCCUUCUUCUCAUCGACCUUGAGAUAUCUCAGAACUCAUCGCAAAUCAGACAUUUCUCAGAAAGACAGAAAAAGAAGAAUGGAAGUGAUGAGGUUAACUGCUCCAUCUUCACAAAGAAAAUUCACUGGUGGCUUCUUAAGUGCACCAACAAGUCCACGAAGAAUAACAGAGUGGUACAGAGAGUACGAGGAGGAGGCAAAAAGAAACUUCUCCGAACGUUCUUUGAUGCCUUUCGAUUGGGAAGAGAAUCCAUGCAGUCCGAGAAAGAUCACUGACAAUGAAGAAGAAGAUACUGUUGAUGAUUUUGCCUUCGAGAUCGGUGAUAAAUCUGAGAGUAGGUCGCUUUUCGCAGAAGAGCUCUUUGAUGGAGGCAAAAUCAAACCCUUGAAGCCUCCUCCGUAUUUGCAAUUAGAUAAUCAACAGUUUCAUUACAAAUUCUCAUCUCCAGAUUCUUCUCCAAGAUCACCUAUUGCUCAUGGCAAGGACAUCCUCCGCAAAGCUUUUCCGCCAAGAAAGAAACCUACAGAUGUAGAUCCUUUCGAGGUCGCCAUAGAUAACAUUCGCAAAGGCGUUGGAGAGGAAAGAGGGAGAGAGAGGCUUCAGAAUCCGGGCCGAAGAGCCACUCGAUCACUUUCUCCUUUUCGGGUUUCAGCUUAUCCAUGGGAAGAACAAGAACAGAGAGAGGUAAAAGGUCAUGAACAGAGAAAGACCUCUUUCUCUUCUAUACCAUCUACAUCUUCAUCAACUUGCGUGUCUUGCAAGUUAUCUUCCUCAAAGAAAUGGAGGCUAAAGGACUUGCUUCUUUUCCGUAGCGCAUCAGAGGGAAGAGCAAGGCACAACAACAAAGAUUUCAUGAAGUCGUUAUCGGGUUUGUUCAGGAAACAAGAAGACAGCAAGAGCUCGAGCUCUAGAGGAAGAGGAUCACCGUCUAUCUCCUCCGCCCAUGAAUUCCAUUACAUGGCUAAAAAGGCAGAAGCAAAAGGUUUGAAGAAAAAGACUUUCUUGCCUUAUAUGCAAAUAGGAAGAUUCGCCUUGUAAACUAUAAUCUUAUUAUUGGUUAAUUCUUUGAAGCGCAAACCCAAAAUGAUUAUAUUGUUUGCUUAAUUACAUGAUCUAAAGAACUGACUCAUUUCUACUCUCUUGCCUGGUUGAUGCGUUUAGGAAGCAAGUAAAAUGAACAAUAAUCAUUUGAGAUUA